Molecule: messenger RNA, 305 nt
Organism: Racocetra persica
Lineage: Eukaryota; Fungi; Glomeromycota; Glomeromycetes; Diversisporales; Gigasporaceae
Source: the annotation of a GenBank genome assembly
CAAUCAAAUUAUAUUUACAUAUGGCACAAUUUCUAUUUAACUAUACAAUUACUGCUUCUAUUGCUGCUAAGGUUAACGAUAAUAGCUCUGGAUUUUCAGUCUUUAUGGAAAUGACACCUAUUCAGAGCGAAAUAAAUAAAAUUUAUCAAGAUGAAUAUUUACAUUGUGCUCUUGACCACGAUAAAACAAGAUCUACAACAACUUCAUUUAAGAAAUUGUUUGGUUGUAAUGAAUGUAAAGAGUAUUAUACGGAUAAUAAUAUAAUACACAACUAUUUAGCUAGUACAUCUGAAGAAUUGCAAUAG